This is a messenger RNA of Sycon ciliatum, 1514 nucleotides long. RefSeq names its product N-alpha-acetyltransferase 50-like. The record is from RefSeq and is a predicted model, not a curated record. Gene Ontology annotation, cellular component: NatA complex. Gene Ontology annotation, molecular function: N-acetyltransferase activity. NCBI's taxonomy places the organism in Eukaryota, Metazoa, Porifera, Calcarea, Leucosolenida, Sycettidae. Gene Ontology annotation, biological process: mitotic sister chromatid cohesion. Bases 284 to 769 code for a protein of 161 amino acids. The transcript has a single exon.
UGAUUUGGCGAGAAGUAGAAAAGUGAAGUAUCCCCUGUAUCCUGAUAUUCCGUUUCGGAGUGAAUUGGGGUGUGCUUGCUUUUCUUUCAUUACUCUCCUCUGCUUUUUGAUUGCAAUAGUUCGUCCUACACCGGACGCCUUUGUUGCAGUUGUAACUUCAGGGUUGAUAAUCGCUCUUGUAGUGUUUCAGCUGCUGAGUUCUGCGGGUGAUUGAAUUGUGCAUUUCACUUUUCUGUACUUCAACUUUUGUUAUUGACCUCGGACCGGGAGACCUGGAGGCGAGAUGUCGGGCGCUCCGUUUCGAGUUGAGUUAGGAGACAUCACUCCUCACAAUAUCAAGCAGUUGAAGAAGCUGAACAGCGUAAUAUUUCCCGUCUUCUAUAAUGAUAAAUUCUACCGGAAUGUCCUUGAGCAAGGAGAAUUCUCAAAGCUUGCUUAUUUCAAUGACGUAGUGGUUGGUGCAGUCUGCUGUCGACUGGAGAACUGUCCGAACGGUCCAGGCAAGCAGGUCUAUAUCAUGACACUUGGAUGCCUAGCUCCUUAUCGCAGACUUGGAACUGGAACUCUGCUCUUGGAGCACAUCUUCAAAAUCUGUCGGCAGAGAAAAGACGUCGAUAGUAUCUGCUUGCAUGUGCAAAUCAACAACGAGGAAGCCAUAGCAUUUUAUCAAAAGUUUGGAUUCGAAAUUACGGAAACAGAGGAGGCAUAUUACAAACGCAUUGAGCCGGCAUCAGCAUACGUCCUUCGGAGAGACACCACAGGCCUGUAAGCCGGAUAUCAUCCAUUCUGCCGUACGUUGAGACUUGUUUCCCCCGGUCGAUGUUUACUUGCUUUCCUACACCAUCCAUUGCCUUUGAGUUUAUGCGUGGGCAUGUGUGCGUGGUGCAAUGGGUAUUUGCCACUUGUCUAGUUUGGAUCCCAUCAUAUUCUUUUAGGUUUUUUUAAAUACUUUAUAUAUAUAGAAACAUGCAUAGUUCUAUUGAAGUGCAGAUACAGGUGAGCAGAAAGGUGCAUUGCUUGAGGCUGGCCUGAGUUUUCCAAGAUGUACAACUCUGUUACUGUAGUUAUUUGUAGUCUCUCUUUGUUUUGUACUCCGCGUAGCUCGUCCCGGUAUUACUAUGUGCGCAAAUUCCGCUGCUUUUUUUCUCUAGUUUUGUUCCAGUCAGUUGUCGUGCUCGGUGAGAUAAUACGUUGCAGCAAACUCCCUGUGCGUGUUUCCACUCGGCUGCUGGGUUUGCUUGCGCUGUUUAGACUCUUUACUGUUAUCACUGGCAUCUCUCUCCCCCCGGACGUCUCUCGCGAACCGUGAACUGUUUUUCUAAAGCCUCUCCAUAUUCCUCAUUUUGUUCUGGUAAUACUGUUGAAGUCAUCUGGGAAAUUGAGCCAACCCAGAUUCACUGGGUUAUGUGGUUGGUAGUUGGUGUUAGGGUCACGGCACACUUGCUUAGCGCCCUCUAGCUGCUAUCUUCCUUGUUGCCACUCACUUUUUUGAACAGUAAUUUCUCAAACCUGAA